AUGUCUAAGCCGCCAUUUACUCUAGCGACCGCGCAGGAGAAGGUCAAGAAGGCUCAAGAUCUAUGGAAUGCGCAGAAGCCCGAAGACGUUGCAAAGGCAUACACCCCAGACUGCAUAUGGCGGAACAGAGACCAUUUCUUCAGCGGAACAGAUGCCAUCAUUGCCUUCUUGACCCGCAAGUGGGAGACAGAGAAGGAAUAUAGCCUUCGCAAGGAACUGUUCGCCUUUGGCGACAACAAGAUUGCUGUGCAAUUCUGGUACGAGUUCAAACACGCCGAGACCGGCAAGUGGAUGAGGUGCUACGGUCUCGAAGACUGGACGUUUGCAGAUGAUGGUAAGAUGCGCAAGCGACAGAUGAGCGGCAAUAACAUCGAGAUCAAUGAGGCCGAGAGGUGGUUCAAGGAGGGUGUCGAUGUGAACUCGGUCGAUAUCUCCGAGGCUCAUUGGUAG
Molecule: messenger RNA, 450 nt
Organism: Aureobasidium subglaciale EXF-2481
Lineage: Eukaryota; Fungi; Ascomycota; Dothideomycetes; Dothideales; Saccotheciaceae
Exons: 3
Coding region: 1-450 (149 amino acids)
Source: RefSeq, a predicted model, not a curated record